Messenger RNA from Paralichthys olivaceus (Japanese flounder), 3427 nucleotides. The record is from RefSeq and is a predicted model, not a curated record. NCBI's taxonomy places the organism in Eukaryota, Metazoa, Chordata, Actinopteri, Pleuronectiformes, Paralichthyidae.
UGAACCACUUCAGGACCAGGACUGAACCACUACAGGACCAGGACUAAACCACUUCAGGACCAGGACUGAACCACUACAGGACUGAACCACUACAGGACCAGGUCUGAGGAGAACUGAAGCACGAUGGACUAUGAACCAAAGAAAUCCAAAAAGGGUUUUGUCUCCCCCAUUAAGCGGUUGGUUUGGUCCAAGUCUGGUCGCAGGUCUGUAGAUCGAGGCAGCGUUUACCGCCGCCCGCUACACACCGUCCCCCUCUAUCCCCCCGACUACGUCAUCCACCCUGAGAGACUGAUCUUCGACUACGUGGAGAAGGAGGUCAAGUUCCUUGGUCACCUGACCUGGGUGUCGGUCACACUGAAUCCCUCCAGUCGAGAUGAACUCUUACAACUACUGGAUACAGCCAGGCAGCUGAAGGUUUUGCCGUUGAGGACCAGUGUGGAUCAGGACUGUAUCCUGAGUCUGUCCGCUCGUUGUCUGCUGCUGACGUGGAGAGACAACGAGAAGCUGCUGAUGAGGGUUCCCACUCAUGAGAUCGCUGCUGCCUCCUACCUGAGAGACGACGCACUGCACCUGCUGGUCCUCAAGACAGGUCUGAACGUGGACACUGUGGUUGCCGGGGACGAUAGCCUGGACAGAAAAAAGCCGACAGCCAUCGACGGGCGACGCCAAACAAUGAGCUGCAAUGCCGACCCGCGGCCAGCCGGGGGCACAAUGGAGCGGCGACACACCAUCUGUGGAGUGGACUGGAGGCCGUCACUGUCCAGAAGUAACCACGAGAAAAACCUGAGCGUGGACCGAGGGGGUGGAGGGGGGGAGAGAGGAGGAGGAGGGAGUCUGGAGAGGAAGAGGGUCGGAGGCAGCUGGGAAAGGAGGCAGCAAACACGUAAACCUGGAGGCAGCUGGGAAAACCGCAGGGCGAGGCCUGUGAGCGGGAGCUGGGGGGUGGGGGGGGGAGGAGGGGGGAGCUGGGAGAAAAGGCAUGGAGGAGGGGGGAGCUGGGAGAGGAGAGGAGGAGGAGGAGGAGGAAGCUGGGAGCGACGGCAGGCCUGCACAGGAAGCUGGGAGCGGGGGAAGAGCUACGGCAGCUGGGAGAGGAGGAACCACAACCCGCUGGAGCCCACGCCCUGUCCGGACGCCUACUGCAACCUGGUCAUCCUGGCUGUGGACAACAGGGACGCUGCAGAGGAAUACUGUUCUCUGAUUUGUCAGAUGUUCCAGAUCAUUUAUGGCCAUCAGACCAUCGAGUGUGUGGACAGGGCGGGGUUUCACCACACCAUGCCGGACCGCUAUUGGCUGCAGAGGAGUGACAGUUGUUUGAGCGACAGUUCGUUCAGUUAUGAUCCAGAGUUCAGCUGCUGCAGCUCGUACGACGGUUCCCAGGAUGCAUUUGAGCUGUACUACAGUGAGACGUACAGUGAGGGUUCAUCAGUGUCUCUGCAGGAGUCUCAUCGCAGUCUGACCUCAGCCAGUGACCCAGGAGACAAUAACCCCGCCCUGCUGCUGAUGCACGAGUACAUGAUCACACUGCGGAACAAGCUGAGUGCAGUGGAGCUGCAGCAGUUCGCUGUGUUACUGAGAGAAUACAGACUGGGAUCAAACAUCCAAAGCUUCUGCUCUGAGCUGCUGCAGCUGUACGGAGACGACCACAAGUUCCUGCUGCUGGGUGAGAGACAUGGAGAGAGAGAGAGAGACAGAGAGACGUUCAGGAAAUAUACGGAUCCCGUCCAGGUUGAGUCCAUUGGCCUCAGAACAAUUUGAAAUAUAUUUAAUUUCCUGUAAAAACCAGCUUCUCGUUUUCUCAGCAGGUACGACAACUGCUCUCUGGCCUCAGGAUCUCAGGAAUUCAACCGACGCAUCUCGGACAUCACCCACGACAUCCAGGCGCUCGGCUUCCAGGACACACACGGAGACAUUGAGGAGGAGGACUACUACCUCUGAUGGAGGCAACCUGCCCCAGUGCCUCUGAGCAAGACCAACUCGUCCACACGCCGUGUUUCCUCCUACAUGUAAACGGUCUGAUGUCCUUUUAAUGACGUUAUUGUGCAGAAGAACAAAGUUUUUUCACUUUGUUUUAACUAUAAUUGUAGGAACGUUGAAUCAGUUUUUAAAAAUAUUUAUAAAUGUUCUUCUUCUGUACUCCCACAGUUUUCUAAUGAUUUCAAUGAUCCAGGUUGUAAGAACAUUCAGCUCGUUCAGGACUCGGCUGCUAAUAUUCGUCUUUUGAUACUUUUUGAAAUGUUCAACUUUUUCAAUUCUUCAAAAACGUUCAUCUCUUUCAAAGGUAUCUGCUUCUUCAUACUUUGUGCUGGAGACUUCAGUUUGUCAGUACAGACGGGUUUUUCUUAGCUCUCUGCUUUUUCCCUUUUCUAUUUUUAAGAAGGAGAGAAAGCCUCUGUUUGUUAGCAUGAGCUUUGUUAGACUGUCUCUGUCUCCUCAUGUGUUGACCCUGUACCUACAGCAUUCUUCAAGUAGGGGUUUAACAGAAUUUACAAAAUAGAAAUCUUCUUAGUCGGCCAAAAAGAGAAAAUAAUCUGGGUCAACUAAUUUCUUGGAUUAAAUUAGACGUGAGAAGUCGUUAUCUUGGACUCUGAUUUGAAUUUCACAUUAGCAAGGAAACUAAAACUCUUUUCCACUUUAGAAGCAUAGAAAACAAGAGUCUCCAGCUCAUUCUGAACUCUGCAGCUUGUUUAAACUAUUUUAUUUGAUACAUUUAAAUCAACAACUAACUUUUCAGCUUUCUUCAGCACAACAUGUCAACACUCGAAGUUUCUCGUUCAAAUUAUUUUAAAUGUAGGUUUUAAUCACAUGAUGAACCUGAGUCAGACUGAAUGAUCUAUGUUAGGGUUAGGGUUGAUGGAUGGAUGGAUAGAUGGAUAGAUAGAUAGAUAGAUAGAUAGAUAGAUAGACAGAUAGAUAGAUAGAUAGACAGAUAGAUAGAUAGAUAGAGAGAUAGAUAGAUAGAUAGAGAGAUAGAUAGAUAGAUAGACAGAUAGAUAGAUAGAGAGAUAGAUAGAUAGAUAGAUAGAGAGAUAGAUGUGUUUCUCUCUCAUGACGGCAGCGUUAUGACCUUCCCAUGGUGCAUUGCUCCUCUGCCCCCGGCCCUUUGCUCUGCCAUCGUCACUGAACAUCAAAGAGAGAGAGACAGUGCACCAUCAUUAUGUAACAGAACAAUACUGUGUAUCAUCAGCAGGGUGUGUGUGUGUGUGUGUGUGUGUGUGUGUGUGUGUGUGUGUGUGUGUGUGUGUGUGAUAUACAGCUCUGUAAUCUCAUUUACAAUCAUAUUAUCAUCAUCCUACAUGAGACAAACACACACACACUUUUAGUUUCACUGUUAAUAUUUGUGUUUCCUUUUUAUCUUGUUCGUCUUCUGAAAAGAUUUGCUGUCAUGUACGAAACAUUAUGUGUGAAUAAAGUUAUAUUGAUUGAU